AACCCCGCGGCUUUAGUUGUUUCUACUCUCCAGAGUGUCAGCUAGUUAUUUGUGGGGAGGCGCUGUAGCCAUUUCGCCACAUGAAAGCCCGAUGAGCUGAACGACCAACAUCCGAGUUGUUCGUGGAGAAGAGAAAUCAGCUUUGAGGAGCUCCGCGCGCACACAGACGUACACGAACUCGCGCGCAAAGACGCACGGCACGCAGACACGUACACUUCCUCCUCCUCCGCGGUGGAAAAAAAAAGGAGAGAGAGAGAGGGGAGCAGAGAGAGGACACACGAAACGCAAACUUCCAACUCUCCCAUGUGGAAAGCAGAGGUUUGAGGAUAAGGUUUAAAUUUUCCUCUUCGGGGCUCCGUUCCUCCCCCCCUCUCUCCUUCUCUGUCUCUCUCUCUCCCUCAGUGUUUUUGUCCGGAUAGUUGUGUUUCUAUGAGAGUCUUGCUCGGCGACAAGAGAAGUUUGGUUGUUUGCCUGUCGGCUGAGGAGGAGGAGGAGGAGAAGAAGAGUCGGGUUCAAAGUGGGGGAAGAUGGUCCGCAACGGCGCUUGGAGAAGAAGCUUGCUGUGCGUCCUGGCGCUCAGUCUCGGCUUUGCGUCCCCACCGUGCAAAGCUCGGAUUUACACCAACCACUGGGCAGUCAGGAUAGGCGGUGGACCCGAGGUGGCCGAACGGAUAGCGGAAAAAUAUGGCUAUAGGAACAUGGGACAGAUUGGGGAUCUCAAAGACCACUAUCACUUCUUCCAUAGUCGGACCAUUAAGAGGUCGACUUUGUCCAGCCGUGGUCGCCAUAGUUUCAUCUCCAUGGAGCCCAAGGUGGAGUGGAUACAACAGCAGGUGGUGAAGAGGAGGAUCAAGAGGGAUUACAAACCAGCCCUGCCUCUUUCCAUGUCAAGCUCCGCCCACAGCAGUCCAGCCCAGAACAACAUAUUCUAUAAUGAUGCCAAGUGGAGCAGUAUGUGGUACAUUCACUGCAAUGAUGACGUCCAUAACUGCCAGUCGGACAUGAACAUCAUGGGAGCGUGGAAGAGGGGCUACACGGGUAAAGACGUGGUGGUGACCAUACUAGAUGACGGUAUUGAGAGGAACCACCCAGACCUCUCUCAGAACUACGACGCUCAAGCCAGCUUUGAUGUCAAUGGCAACGAUAUGGAUCCCAUGCCUCGAUAUGACGCAACCAAUGAGAACAAACACGGGACGCGGUGUGCGGGUGAAGUUGCUGCAGCCGCAAACAACUCCCACUGCAUUGUGGGAAUUGCCUAUAACGCCAAAAUAGGAGGUGUGCGAAUGCUGGAUGGAGAUGUAACUGAUAUGGUGGAGGCCAAGUCUCUGAGCCUCCAACCGCAGCACAUCGACAUCUACAGUGCCAGCUGGGGACCCGAUGAUGACGGAAAGACCGUGGAUGGGCCGGCGUCCCUGGCCAGGCAGGCCUUUGAGAAUGGCAUCCGCAUGGGGAGGAAAGGCCGUGGCUCCAUCUUCGUGUGGGCUUCAGGCAACGGAGGGCGCAGCAGAGACCACUGCUCCUGCGACGGCUACACCAACUCCAUCUACACCAUCUCCAUCUCCAGCACAGCUGAGAGCGGACGUAAGCCCUGGUACCUGGAGGAAUGCUCGUCAACGCUGACCACCACCUACAGCAGCGGGGAGAACUACGACCGAAAGAUUAUCACAACAGACCUGAGACAUCGGUGUACAGACAGUCACACGGGGACAUCGGCCUCGGCUCCCAUGGCUGCUGCCAUUAUUGCUCUGGCCCUGGAGGCAAAUCCUCUUCUAACAUGGAGGGAUGUUCAGCACAUUAUUGUAAAGACCUCCAGAGCUGGACAUCUCAGCGCCCCAGACUGGAAGACUAAUGCUGCCGGUUACAAUGUCAGCCACCUGUACGGCUUUGGUCUGAUGGACGCUGAGGCGAUGGUGAAGGAGGCAGAACGAUGGAAGCAAGUUCCCGCUCAGCACGUCUGUGUGGAGAGCGCAGACCGACAAAUCAGAACUAUCCGCCCAGAGCAUGUCGUCCGGUCGGUGUACAAGGCGACAGGAUGCACCGACAACCCAAACCACCAUGUGAUCUACCUGGAGCAUGUCGUCGUACGCAUUACAAUCACACACCCUCGCCGUGGCGACCUGUCAAUCAACCUGACCUCACCCUCAGGGACCAAGUCUCAGCUGCUUGCCAACAGGUUGUUUGAUCACUCCAUGGAGGGUUUUAAGAACUGGGAGUUUAUGACCACCCACUGCUGGGGAGAGAAGGCAGCAGGCGACUGGGUCCUAGAGAUCUAUGAUUCACCUUCUCAACUCCGCAGCCAGAAAGUACCCGGCAAGCUGAAGGAGUGGUCACUGGUGCUGUAUGGCACCUCUGUGCACCCGUACUCGUCUCUGCGCAGCGAUAAGCCGCGCUCCACAGACGUGCUGACGACCACCGAUGAGGAAUUCACAGAGGAAUACAACGGCCCCUGUGACUCUGAAUGCAAUGAGAAUGGCUGUGAAGGUCCCGGGCCCCAUCACUGCAUCAACUGCCUCCACUACUUCCUCAAGUUCAAGAACAACACCAGGAUGUGUGUGUCCGAGUGCCCCAGUGGCUUUUUCCGCGACGAUAGGAAGCGCUGCAAGAAGUGCUCCUCCCUGUGUGAGACCUGCGUUGGUAGCCGUAGCGACCAGUGCACCACAUGCAGGACUGGUUUUCACCUCAACGAGGGCUCCAACACGUGUGUCGCCAACUGUGCCGACAGCUUCUACCUCGACCACGAUUCCAACACUUGCAGGAGAUGUCCAGAGAAUUGUAAGAGGUGCACUACCUCCAGCAUCUGCACAGAAUGUAAACCUGGGACGAGUCUUCAAGGAAACAAGUGCCAGAUGACGUGUGACCCAGGGACGUAUUACAAUGGCCACAGAAGGACUUGUGAGCCCUGUCAUCGGGCCUGUGCUACCUGCGCAGGCACAGGAAUAGAGGCAUGCAUUAAGUGUGCAGAAGGCUACUUACUUGAGGACUGGCGGUGUGUGUCAACAUGCAGUACUGGCUACUACCUGUCAGAGCAGACCUCAGACAAUGGGCAGGUGCAGAGGUCCUGUAAGAAGUGUGACCAUAGCUGCUACGAGUGCUCGGGGCCUGGUGAAAGAAACUGCAGCAGCUGUGUCAGUGGUUACAAUCUGGAGGCAGGAGCCUGCGUGGUCAGCACCAUCUGCAAAGAUGGAGAGUACAUGAGUCAUGAAAAUUGCCACCUGUGUGACGUUACCUGUCAGCAGUGCAAAGGUCCGGAGAGAGAGGACUGCACCAGCUGCCCUGCAACACGGUUCUUCGAUGAUGGGCGCUGUGACAUUCGCUGUCAGAAGGGCCGCUAUGCCAUGGGGAGGCAGUGCCACCUCUGUCACCACACCUGCCACGAGUGCACUGACGAGGGGCCUGACAACUGCACCAGCUGCGACAGAGAUAAGUUUGGGGUGGCCAGGUACCUCUUUCAGGGUCAGUGUCGGGAUGCCUGUCCAGAGGGGUUUUUCCACUCAGCAAGGAGACUGUGUGAACCCUGUCCGGCAGACUGCACCCUCUGUACAGCAGCAGAUCACUGUCUCCACUGCGGCCCAGGACACAGGCUCAAAAAUGGCCACUGCGUCCUGCUGGAGUGCAGUGCAGGUGAGGUUGCAAAUGCACAGGAUGAGGACUGUCUCCCCUGUGACGAGGGCUGCAAGCAAUGUGAACGCAAGGGUUCAGGAGAUCAAGAGCAGAAAACGGUUUGCCUCAAGUGUGAAGCUGGUUACUACCAGUUGGGCACAGACUGUCAUCGCUCCUGUCCAGAUCGUACCUACAGUGUGGACGACACCAUGGCGUGUGCCCCCUGUGAAGACACAAGAUGUGAAAUCUGUGACGAGUCCCAGUGCUACUGGUGUGAAGAGGGAUUCUACAUCUUUGAUGGACAGUGUGUGGACCACUGCAGGGAGGGUUUCUUUGUGGAUGUGGAGAGCCGGGAAUGUGAGCCUUGUCACCGUGCCUGUCGUACCUGCGGAGGGCCACGAUAUGAUGACUGUGACACCUGUGAGGAGGGAGUCACGCUGAAGAGCGGGGAGUGUUUAGAGGGACGACAGCUUGAACUCUGCCCUGAGCAUCACUUCAGAAACAGUCAGGGCGAAUGUGAGCUGUGUCACCAGUCUUGUAAGACUUGCUCUGCUGCACAGAGGGAGAACUGCACCAGCUGCUACUCAGAUCGUUUUUUGACCGCUCGACAGACCUGUGCGUCUCGUUGUCCGUCUGGUACUUUUGCCAGCAAGGCGUCCAGCCGGUGUGAGGAAUGCUCCGAGGGGUGUGUGAUGUGUCACGAUGCCCAGCAGUGCCAGCGCUGUCGCAGUGGGCUUUACCUGCACAACGGAGAGUGUGUGGUGGAUUGUCACAGAGGGUUUCCUCAAGGUGGUGUGUGCCAUCCAUGUGCGCCAGAGUGUGCAUCCUGCCAGGAAAAUUCCACUUACUGCUUUAGCUGUGAGAAAUUGUACCUGCUGUAUGACCACUCCUGCAGGACAUACUGUCCAGAGGGCUAUUACGCCACAGAGACAGAAUGCCAUCGCUGCCCAGCUCACUGUACAGAGUGCAAUCGAGAUGGCCUGUGUAAGAACUGUGACCUUUACUACUUCCUCCAUGAGAGUAAAUGUGUGAAUGAUUGUCCCGAUGGCUACUUCGCCAGCGUGCAGCAACAGGAGUGUGUGCGUUGCCAUGCCGAUUGUGCCACGUGUGACGGACCGGGCUCAGACGACUGUGAUGUGUGUAGUAACAGGAAAGCUCUCCAUUACAACGGAGAGUGUCUGUCUCAGUGUCCCAGCAGCACUUACUAUGACAGCACUACAAAUGAAUGCAGAGAGUGUGACAGGUCAUGUCUGACCUGCUCAGGCCACGAGCCUUCAUCCUGCCUCAGCUGCGAUACCAACCGGCGUAAAGAUGCCAGCGGACACUGUGUGUGGUUCACUGAGUGCUCCCUGCAGUCAUACAAGGAUCAGAAUGGAGAGUGCCAAGAGUGUCACGAACUGUGUCACCGCUGCUCUGGGCCAGGAAAUGACCACUGCUUCAGCUGCAAUAAGCCACACUUUCUACUGAACACCACGUGUGUGCCCAAGUGUCCUGUGGGUUACUAUGCCGAGGGCGAGGAUGAACGUGUGUGUGAGCGCUGUCACUUCAGCUGUGAGUCGUGUGUCGGUCGUCACAGUGUUCAGUGUGUCACCUGUAAGCCCGGAUUCUUCAAGCAGGGAAGCAGCUGCGUCGAAUCCUGUUCGGAGAGCCACUUUGGCAACACCUCCACCAGGGUGUGUGAGCGAUGUGACCCCUCUUGCCGCCACUGUUGGGGUCGUGGUAACAGAAACUGUCUGAGCUGUCGAGACGACUACGUCUACAUCAGGCCAUGGGGACAGUGUCUGCUGAGCUGCCCUCCUGGAUACUACCAAGACAGCCAUUCUAAGACCUGUCACAGGUGUCACCCCACCUGCAAGACCUGCAGUGAUGAGAGCGCUGUGUCCUGUCAGUCCUGUUAUGAAGGAUUCAGGUUCAGCAGUGGCAUCUGUAAUUCCGAGUGUCUUCUAGGUUUCUAUGCUGCUUCACAGAAGUCCAAGAGCGGUGAGCCAAUCUGCAUGCCGUGCCACCAGUCCUGCAUUGACUGCCGAGGUCCCAGCAUGUGGAACUGCACGGGGUGUCCCGCGCUCCAGAUCCUGGCUGAUGAUGGCCGCUGCUUGUCCUGCUGUGGAAACAAAUCACGGCACGACGGUAAACCGAUAUCCAGGGAGUGCUGUGACUGCACUGCAUCACUAGAGGAGUGCAUCCUGGGUGUCAACUUUGUGAUGAGGAGACCAGAGGAUUUAGAGACUCAUGGCAGCACUGUCAAAGUCAUCAUCCCUGUCUGUGUUCUGCUCAUCCUGUUUGUGGGUGCAGGAUUCUUCCUCCUCCUCACCGUUCGAUCUAAAACCAAACCUAAAACCAAAGCCGGAGGUUAUAAGAAACUGGACACCGGUGAAGAAAGUGCCUCAAACCCCACCACCUCUUCGUUUGGGGAGUACAGCGACCGAAUCAUUGAAUGUGAAGAGGAAGAGGACGAUGACGACGAUGUUGAUAUCGUGUACAUGGCAAGGGAUGGGACGGUGUAUCACAGGUUCAAAUAUGGUCUCUUGGAUGAAGAUGAGAUUGAGUUAGAGUAUGAUGAUGAGAGGUACACGUACAGAUGAAAGGAAAGCACCUUAUAUCUCUCUGCAAUUAAUGUCUAAACAUGGGGGAGGGGGGUUAUUUUAUUCGGUUCUCUUCUGGUCUAAUAUUAGUAUUUUCCAUCAAUAAUUGUGCUUUACUGUUUGGAUUAUGCAGUUUAUUCCUUUGACUGAGCUUGUCACAUAAAUUAUUGUUUAUAGGUUGUUUAGGUGAAAUGUGCUUGUGAUUGUUUAGAAAUAAAGUUGGACUUUGAGGGUGCAAUCUUGGUUAUAAAUUAACCUGCAGGGGUGAGUUCAAGUGGCUUUGGGAGACAACUGCAUGUGAAUCAACACACAUUAACAUAUUAACAUUGGAUCUGGUGUUUUGACUGCAUUAUGUAAGAAAGUAUAUUUAAGUGCAUGUGUAAGUGUAAGUGACGGUGGCGUUUCCUUCCUAAGCCUUAACAUGUAAGGCUGAUGUUUUUGUGCUUGCAGUGUCACUGAUUUUUAGACCAGACAUUCUAUAAAUGAGAUUACACGAAAAUCUGAUCUGUUCUUAACUGUCACUUCCUCUCUGCUUGUGCUGAAAGUGUGACACUUACAGAAAAAUGUCACUUAUGAGGGGAGGAUUCAUAGUGGAGUAUGAAGAAGAAUUUUUGUAUUUGAUGACACUGUGGUUUUAAGGAGAAACAAGAUGGGAGGGUUCUGAGAUCUUUUGUUUUUCUUAAUUAUAAGAAAUUACUGAAAUGUAACUAAGUAGAUAAAAUAAUCCUUUACUGAUCCCCAGAGAGGAAAUUCGGGAUGUUAUGUUUUUAUCUGGGCAUAUUUUCUGAUGCUGUUAUUAGAACAAUAUUCAGGCAGGAAUGGGCCCGCGACAAUAGAAUAAAAACAGAGGACUCGUUGAACAUUUAAUUAUACAUGCAGUGGCACUGUUCCCUGUGUAAACUAGAAUAAAUAAUUGCAAUGAAUGAGCCUGGAAAACAUUUGACCCUAAUGCAGCAGUACAGUGGGGUCAGAUGUGUUCAGGUGAUGAAAACGGGUGUAAAGAAGCAGAAUAUUGCAAGAAGUUAGACUUCACCUGUACAUUAAGCGCUUUAUGGUAUAAAUAAAAUGGAUAACAUAUCAUUCAACAUAAAACAAAAGCUUUACAUUUCGGUGAAAUUCAUUAUAUGUUGUACUGUGUAUGAUUGUGCAUGUGAGAACACACUUGAUUAAAGAUUUUAUUGACAUACUGUGUUCACAGUGAAGUACUGCUUCCUGUGCUGCAUCAGUCAUUCUUUUAGUUGUCCUCAGUGAAAACUAUUUUCAGUCUUUUAGAAACCUCAUUUCCCCUUUCAGUAAAGAAACCUGAACCGUUUAGAACAGAAAGGUACCUGUGAGAACAGCUAAACUCUUCCUGGGAAACGAUCAAAACUACUGCUGCGCGAUAAAUGUCAGCAUUCACAAUCUGUCAAGUCUUACUCCCGAAAUAACACUUGAAUAAACUUGAUUACAAUAGAGACUUAAAAUCCAAAAUGACGUUGCAGGACUCAUAUAUUUCAUUCAUUUAAAACAAUUAUGUAUGAAGGUUAAAAAAAAAAACAUACUUGUGUGUUAGAAAGCUUCAUGUCAUUUUCUGAGCUUAACAGAUGUAAGGGCACACACACACACACACACACACACACACAGACGGUACAGAGCCUCUCCUCUUACAGUGUUUUGUCAACAGUUUUUGAAUGUAAUUGUUAGAUUUUUAAAAAAGCACAUGAAGUAAGAAAAGAAAAAAAAUGUAAUAUAUAUGAACAAUAUUCUGUGUAUUGUAGGUUCAUACGUACACUUCAAAGAGUGCCGGCCAUUGUAAAUAACAGAGCAGGCAACAGGAGCUGUGGCCCUUGUUUAGCGUAUCGGUAACAGAGGGGUGGACUGUAGGUCUGAACAUCAGAUAAGCAGCAGUAAAAAAAUAAAAUUAAAAAACAACCGACAUGCAUAAGAACUCGCUUGGCUAUUCAAACUUCAUGUUCCUUGCAUCAUCAAUCAUCUACACCAUCUAUAAUUUUCUUAUGAACCCAGCAAGCUCAUCAUAGAAAGACAGUUAAGUGUCAAGACACGGAUCAGAAGGCGAAUAUAUAUGAAUUAUUUAAGGCCUAUCUUAAAAAUGUGUUUUUAUACACACUUGAUUGAAUAAACAACCCUGCUGCUGGUUAUUAAAUAAUUCCUGUACACAAUGCAUUAAAAACCAUAAAUUCCAUCUAGUGUUCAAUGUAAAGACGGUUAAUUCGUCGUUCAUAAAUUCAUUUUUAGGGCAGUGAUAAACAGGGCUUGUGUCACAAAAGACAAGUUGAAAGACAUUUUUUUCUCAAGAGGAAAAUCAUAAGAGGAAAGCAAGGACACUUCAAUACCUUUAAACUGACAUAACUUCAUAACAGAAUCUCUCCGUCUUCACAUAUAUACCAUUUAGUCAUGUUGUUGCAUAAAGUCAUCCAACUGUGCGACCGUGUUUUUUUGUUGUUAUUUUUACAGAUAAUAAUGCCCAGACUUUGUCUUAAACAAUCAGACACAAAUCGCCACAGAAAAGGACUAAGUAAGUGUUGUAUUUUUGACCUUGGCUGAACAGUGUUCUGUUCACAGUACAGUUUCACUUGUAUUUGUCUUAUUCUUCGUAUACAGAUUGUGACAAAACUGGCUAUAUAUAGUGCUCACCCUCAUCCUUCACCGGCUGUUUUUAGGUACAUUCUCACA
Molecule: messenger RNA, 8855 nt
Organism: Scatophagus argus
Lineage: Eukaryota; Metazoa; Chordata; Actinopteri; Scatophagidae
Gene: pcsk5b
Product: proprotein convertase subtilisin/kexin type 5b
Exons: 37
Coding region: 528-6182 (1884 amino acids)
Biological process (GO): peptide hormone processing
Cellular component (GO): Golgi membrane; trans-Golgi network
Molecular function (GO): protein binding; serine-type endopeptidase activity
Source: RefSeq, a predicted model, not a curated record